Messenger RNA from Phalacrocorax carbo (great cormorant), 2771 nucleotides. The record is from RefSeq and is a predicted model, not a curated record. NCBI's taxonomy places the organism in Eukaryota, Metazoa, Chordata, Aves, Suliformes, Phalacrocoracidae.
AUGUCAAAUUUCAAAAAACCAAAACCUCACGCUUUCGACCCUCCCCAAUCUCACCCCCCCGCAGGCAGCAGCGCGGCCCUGGCGCUCAUCGCGUACCGCGGGGAGGUGCUGCUGGCGGGCGGGGGGCGGCAGCGCCUCAACUCCCACCUGGUCGGCGCCGCCCUGGAGAAGCGCGACGGGCCCUUCCGCGGCAGCGCCAACGUCACCCUGCGGCACCUCGCGGCGCUAGAGGCGGGCGAGGAGCCGUUGUGCGUCUUCUGGCAGACGGUGGGCACCGAAGGGGGCUGGAGCCGCUCCGGCUGCACCCGCGUCGAGGGGGACGCCCAACACUCCGUCUGCACCUGCACCCACCUCUCCACCUUCGCCAUCCUCAUGGCUCUGCACCCCGUCGCGGCGACCUUCGCGCUGACGGUGGUCACCUACGUGGGGAUGUCGGUGUCGCUGCUCUGCCUCUCCCUCGCCAUCGUCACCUUCAUCCUCUGCCGCUCGCUCUGGAGCGUCAGCGUCACCCUCCACCUGCACCUCAGCAUCUGCCUCUUCGCUGCUCACCUCCUCUUCCUCGUGGCCGUGACCCGCACUGCCAACAGGCUGACGUGCGCCAUCACGGCGGGCUUCCUCCACUACCUCUUCCUCGCCGCCUUCGCCUGGAUGUUCCUGGAGGGUCUCCACCUCUUCCUCACCGUGAGGAACCUGCGCGUCCUCAACUACGCCAGCUCCGGCCGCUUCCGGAGGGGCUACAUCUACCUGGUGGGCUACGGCGUGCCGGCCAUCGUGGUGGGGGUCUCCGCCGCCGCCUACCCGAGGGGCUACGGCACCACAGCCUACUGCUGGCUGAGCAUAGAAAAAGGCUUCGUCUGGAGUUUCCUCGGUCCCGUCUGCCUCAUCAUCCUGGUGAAUUUGCUGUUUUUUCUCAUCACCCUGUGGACGCUGCGGGACAGACUCUCCUCCCUCAACGCUGACAUCACGGCCAUCAAAAACACCCGGGUGAUGACGUUCAAGGCUCUGGCGCACGUCUGUAUCCUGGGCUGCACGUGGGGGCUGGGCUUGCUGCAGGCGCAAGGGGACAACACGGUGGUGGCCUUCCUCUUCACCAUCUUCAACAGCACCCAGGGAGCCUUCAUCUUCCUCGUGCACUGUCUCCUCAACCGGCAGGUGAUGGACCAGUACCGGCACUGGUUUAGGGCGCUGGGGCGCCGCGUGCGCCCCCAGGAGACCCCCACCAGCGAGAUACAGAUCACCUACGUCACCGAAGGGGAGAAGGUGCACAGCCAGAGCACCGAGGGCUGCACGUGGGAGAAGUGACGGCGGCUGCUCCCCAGGACCGACCCGUUUCCGGCACUUCCAACCCAUUUCUGGCAGUUUUCUGGCACAUUCGACCCAUUUCUGGCAUAUUUGACCCAUUUCUGGCACAUUUGACCCAUCUCUGGCAGUUUUCCGGGACAUUUGACCCAUUUCCGGCACAUUUGACCCAUCUCCGGCAGUUUUCCGGCACAUUCGACCCAUUUCUGGCACAUUCGACCCAUUUCCGGCGCAUUUGACCAAUUUCUGGCAGUUUUCCGGUGCAUUUGACCCAUUUCCGGCGCAUUUGAUCCAUUUCCGGCAGUUUUCUGGCACAUUUGACCCAUUUCCGGUGCAUUUGACCCAUUUCCGGCGCAUUUGAUCCAUUUCCGGCAGUUUUCCGGCACAUUCGACCCAUUUCCGGCGCAUUUGACCCAUUUCCAGCAGUUUUCCGGCACAUUCGACCCUUUUCCGGCACAUUCGACCCAUUUCCAGCGCAUUUGACCCAUUUCCAGCAGUUUUCCGGCACAUCCGACCCAUUUCCGGCACAUUCGACCCAUUUCCGGCACAUCCGACCCGUUUCCGGCGUAUUUCCUGCUGAUCCAACCCUUUUCCCCGUUUUCCUGCUGAUUCGACCCAUUUCCCGCACGGUUUUCCUGCAGCACUUCCCGCCCGAGCUCCGACCUUGUCUCCAGCGGUUUCCGGCAGAACAUCCCAUUUCCACCAUUUUUCCCCACGUGCCCGACCCAUUUCCCAGCAUUUUCCCCCGAGAAACGACCAAUUUCCAGCAUUUUCCCUCCAUUUUCCCAUGAAACAACCAGUUUCCACCAUUUUUCCUCCAUUUUCCAGCAAUUUUUUCCCUUGAAACAACCGAAUUCCAGCAUUUUUCCAGCAUUUUUUCCAUGAAUCAACCAAUUUCCACCAUUUUUCCUCCAUUUUUCCACUAUUUUUUCCAUGAAACAACUGAUUUCCACCAUUUUCCUCCAUUUUUCCACGAAACAACUGAUUUCCACCGUUUUUCCUCCAUUUUUCCAUGAAACACCCAUUUUCGAGUGUUUUUCCUCAAAUUUCCCAGCAUUUCUUCCUUGAAACACCCAAUUUCAACCAUUUUUCCAGCAUCUUUCCAUGAAACAACCGAUUUCCACCAUUUUUCCUCCAUGAUUCCAGCAUUUUUUCCUUGAAACACCCAAUUUCCACCAUUUUUCCUCCAUUUUUUCCAGUAUUUUUCCAUGAAACAACCAAUUUCCACCAUUUUUCCUCCAUUUUCCAGCACUUUUUCAUGAAACACCCAAUUUCCACCAUUUUUCCUCCAUUUUCCAGCAUUUUUUUCCAUCAAACACCCAAUUUUCAGCAUUUUUCCCAGGCUUUCCCACAGCCCGACCCAUUUCUGGCACGUUUCGCCCCAAAUCGCCCCGGUUUGGCCUUUCCUGGUCCCUCGUCCCCGACUCGGGGGGGUUUGGGGUGAAAAAAGCUGAUUAAAGGCACGAGGCUUC